Messenger RNA from Otolemur garnettii (small-eared galago), 2295 nucleotides. RefSeq names its product DDB1 and CUL4 associated factor 10 (gene DCAF10). The record is from RefSeq and is a predicted model, not a curated record. Gene Ontology annotation, molecular function: protein binding. Lineage: Eukaryota; Metazoa; Chordata; Mammalia; Primates; Galagidae. The transcript is spliced from 7 exons. Gene Ontology annotation, cellular component: Cul4-RING E3 ubiquitin ligase complex. Bases 126 to 1817 code for a protein of 563 amino acids.
CAGAAGUGGCGCGGGUUUCCACCCGGCGGCUUUAGGCCGCCGCACGCCGGAAGUGGCGCUGAGCAGAGCGCUGAGGUGGCGGCUGGCGGGACAGCUGCCGGGAGCAAGGGGCGGGGGCGUUGGUCAUGUUUCCCUUCGGGCCGUGUAGCCCUGGAGGGGACAGUGCGGCCGGAGCCGAGGCUGAGGAGCUGGGGCCUCAAGGGGAACAAGCGGCAGCCGCCAGGCCGCCCUCUGCCCCCUCCGCGCCACCACAACCUGGGGCUGACGCAGCCCCUCCCCCGCCACCCGCCCGGAGCCCUCGCCGCCCCGGCGCCCCCUCGCUGCCCCCAGCCGUGCGUGCAGCAGAGCUCCGGCCGCCCAGGUCUCCGGAGACCUCAGUUGUCUCCGCCCAGGGCGAGCCGUCACCGCCCUCCCCGCCGCGCCGGCGGCCCGGGACGGACUGCAGGGCCGGGAGCCGGGGCCGGCAUGGCCUUAGCACGGGCCUGGGCGGCCCCGGGGCCAGGUUGUUCGGGUGGCUGAGAGAGCGCAGUCUGGGCCGCGGGCUGUUUGUGGACCCAGCGCGGGACAAUUUCCGCACCAUGACCAACCUGUAUGGUUCCAUCCACCCCGCGGACUCGGUGUACCUUAGCACCCGCACCCACGGUGCCGUCUUCAACCUUGAAUACUCUCCCGACGGGUCAGUGCUGACAGUUGCUUGUGAACAAACUGAAGUUCUGCUUUUUGACCCAAUAUCUUCAAAGCACAUAAAAACACUUUCUGAAGCUCAUGAAGACUGUGUAAAUAAUAUCAGAUUUCUUGAUAACCGGAUGUUUGCUACCUGCUCUGAUGACACUACAAUAGCACUAUGGGAUCUGAGAAAACUGAACACCAAAGUAUGCACUUUACAUGGUCACACUAGCUGGGUGAAGAACAUCGAAUAUGAUACUAAUACAAGACUCUUAGUAACAUCAGGAUUUGAUGGAAAUGUCAUUAUUUGGGACACGAACAGGUGUACAGAAGAUGGGUGUCCACAUAAGAAGUUUUUCCACACGCGUUUUCUCAUGCGAAUGAGAUUAACACCAGAUUGUUCAAAAAUGUUGAUUUCAACAUCCUCUGGCUAUCUCUUAAUUUUACAUGAUCUGGACUUAACCAAGUCUUUAGAAGUAGGUAGCUAUCCCAUUUUGAGAGCAAGAAGAACUACAUCAAGUUCAGAUUUGACCACUUCAUCAAGUUCAUCUGGUCCUAGAGUUUCUGGUUCACCUUGUCAUCAUAGUGAUUCCAGUUCUUCUGAGAAACACAUGUCACGAGCCUCCCAAAGGGAAGGAGUUUCACCACGGAAUAGUCUUGAAGUCUUAACCCCUGAAGUUCCUGGUGAGAGAGACCGUGGAAAUUGCAUCACAUCCUUACAGCUGCACCCAAAAGGCUGGGCCACUCUUCUUCGGUGCUCAAGCAACACUGAUGAUCAGGAGUGGACUUGUGUCUAUGAAUUCCAAGAAGGAGCUCCUGUGCGACCUGUCUCACCUCGCUGUUCUCUACGACUGACUCAUUAUAUUGAAGAAGCCAAUGUAGGCAGGGGUUACAUCAAAGAACUUUGCUUCAGCCCUGAUGGGCGGAUGAUUUCUUCCCCACAUGGCUAUGGGAUUCGCUUGUUGGGAUUUGACAAACAGUGCAGUGAACUUGUUGACUGUUUGCCCAAUGAAGCCAGUCCCCUGCGAGUGAUCCGUUCUCUGUACUCCCAUAAUGAUGUAGUACUGACAACAAAGUUCUCUCCAACACAUUGCCAGAUUGCCUCAGGGUGCCUUAGUGGACGGGUUUCUUUGUAUCAGCCAAAAUUUUAGGCACAACUUACAUCAAAUAAGGAAUACUUUUGGCAUUUGACUUAUAAAUUACUUCAAUUUAGGUGAAGUAUUUUCUUUUCAGAGUAUCUUGUAAGUUUGGGUCAAAUCCUGGUUCUUUUGGGUCCAUGAACACACCUGCGACCUGAGUACUUGGUCAUCCGGCAUCAUACAGGUAUCUCCAAGUUAGACUCUAUGCAGCACCAUCUUUUUCAGCAUUCCUCUGCUCCUGCUAUCUGUGCCACUGAAUUCCAGUUUUUCUGGUUAUUUUGCACGGUACUUCUUGUCAAGUUCCUUUCUCUCGUGUGUGUACACACGCUUGUUUGCUCUCUCUUUUUUUUUUUUUUAUUUUGUGGACAUUAAAUAAUUUAACAGGAGUUUGGAUUAGAGUAGGAGAAACUCAUGAUACUAGAAUUGAAUAAAACUCAGAAGUUUGUUGUUGGCAUACUGGUUAUUGAGAAGAAAUUUUAUCUUCACUUAU